AUGGGUGGCGAAAGGCCCCCCGCCGACGGCGCUUCACCGCAUCCCCCAACGCUGCGCGUCUUCCCCUCCCUGCCGUCCUCGGGUUCAUCCAGCCGCGCCGACAAUGAGAAGAAUGAUACUACCGCAGAGUCCCACAAUAAGAGCAAGGGCAAGAGCAAGAGUAAGGGCAACGACACGGAUGCGCCUGCCAACGAUGACUCGGAAUGGUCGUCGAUCUUUGGCGGACUCAGCUCUGCCAUCGACGAUGCUGCAAUGAACAUAUCGUCACCCCCACCUCCUUCUGCAUCCUCUGAUGGACCGUCAACAGGGUUUCUCGCUCUGCCUGAAUACGUCCACCAGAAGCGUAAGCGCACACGCUCGCACAAACGCUCGCUCUCCGUCGGCGCCGAGCCCAACUUCUUUGGCUCGCCUGGAAGCCUCCUCCCCCUCCGUCUCGACCCUGCAGAGGAACCGCUGCACGGCCAGCACAUCCCCAUGCGCGCAAUCAGCGGCUUUCAUCCACACCUUUACACCCUGCGUCUGAGCUCAAGCCGCUCUGCCAAGGAGCCAUCCCCACAGCAUCCAGGUGGACUCCUUGCGUCGCCCAUCCACCUUGGCAAAGUAACCGAGCGCCCACCAUCGCCACUCGAGCUGGCGUCUGAGCCGAAAACAGCUCCUCACAGUGAGCCAGGCCCAACGUCAUCGCGUGCCAUCGAGUUCCCUGGCGCCGACAGCCCGCCGUCGCCCGACAAUCCCGACAAUCACUUGGCAUCUUCACCCUCCGACUCGCCUGGAAGCUGGCUCCGCUCACCCACGACAAAUCGUACACGCUUCCGAAGCGACGGCUCGGACGUCGACGCAAUCAUGUUCACGCCCCGACAGCUCGACUUUGAGGGCGAUGACGGGCCCCUCGUCACCGGCCGCCGUCUGCAAUGGAACCCGUUUGACAUCGGCGACAGCGAUCGGCCGUCCACAAGCUCCCUGCCUGGUGCACUCCAGGGCGGCUUCCAGAGCAUGGCUCUCGGGCCGGCGUUCGAACCGAGUGAGUGCAGCCGUCCUACUGAGCCUCUGUCCCCGGCGUUCGCGCUUGAAACGGAGCCAGGCGUGAGCAAGUCGUGA
Molecule: messenger RNA, 1098 nt
Organism: Cutaneotrichosporon cavernicola
Lineage: Eukaryota; Fungi; Basidiomycota; Tremellomycetes; Trichosporonales; Trichosporonaceae
Exons: 1
Coding region: 1-1098 (365 amino acids)
Source: RefSeq, a predicted model, not a curated record